ACCGAGUGGAUAGUGGGCGCGCCCGCUGCGACGUUGCGGAGGCUUCAAGAUGGCGGAAGCCCUGACAACUCAGGAGGAACUGGCGGUUGAGGAGUUCCUGGGUGAGGUGCGCAGCAGGGAGCAGCCUCACAGCGCUAGUCUCGUCUCCGAGCCCACGGCUGUCAAGUUCCUUAUGGCCCGCAAGUUUGACGUCUCGAGAGCCAUCAACCUCUUCCAGGCAUACAAGAACACGAGAAUCAAAGAGGGCAUCUUCAACAUCAACCCUGACGAGGAGCCCCUACGCUCUGAGCUGCUGUGUGGCAAGUUCACAGUCCUGCCUGGCCGUGAUGCUAAAGGUGCAGCUCUAGCCCUCUUCACGGCUCGCCUCCACCGACCAGACGUCACCACCCACAAGGCCGUGCUGCAGGCUAUCAUCUAUCAGCUGGAUAAAGCCAUAGAGAGCUUGCAAACGCAAAGAGACGGUCUAAUAUUUAUCUAUGACAUGACCAACUCAAGCUACGGAAACUUUGACUACGAGCUCUGUGUCAAAAUCCUUGACUUGCUCAAGGGGGCGUUUCCUGCUCGUCUAAAAUGUGUCUUCAUCGUAUCGUCCCCUCUCUGGUUCAGAGCACCUUUCGCAGUGCUUCGUCUUUUCGUCCGUGAGAAACUCAGAGAAAGGGUGUGCACCGUCAAAGCCCACGAGUUGGCCAACCACAUCCCCGUGCCGUCCCUCCCCGAGCACCUGGGCGGGACGUCCCAGUACAGCCACGUGGCCUGGAUCCAGUCCUGCGUCAACGCGCACACGAACCCCGCCCCCGGCGACCACCCCAUGCAGGACGACCACGACUGCGUGGGCAGCCUGCUGCGCUCCUACAGCCUGGGGGCCAGCGACCCCAGCGCCGCCGACGGCGCGUCCCACCGGCACGCGGAGCCGGGCCCCGAGCUGGCCGUGACCAACUCGAACUGCUGCGACGACAGCAACGCCAACCCGCACAACAGCCACCGGGGCAACCACCAACACUGGAACGGCUCUGCGCUGGGCGGGCCCGGCCCCAACGCUAACACCAACGGCUGCGGACGCCAGCCCCCGCCGCCCCAGUCGGCCACGCCCCCGGCCACCCCGGGCCAUCAGAACCUCAACGGGGACGCGCCCGUCUGCCGAGAGUCGGACGCCGCGGGCCAGCCCCAGAACGAUAACGCAGAGGAGGACCCGGAGGCGGAGGACGAGGAGGAGGAGGAGGAAGAGGACGAAGAAGGGGUCCCGCCUCUGCCCCAGAAGGCGCUGCCCCGGCCGCCACAGCAGUCCUCCCAGUGUCCGGUGCUCUCGUCGUCCUGGGACCCCGAGGAGACGGAGCCCUACAUGGAGGUGUCCGUUCACAUGCCCGAGCCCGGGGGAAUGAGUGUGGGGGAUCUGGUGGAGCACGUAAAGAGGAGGAAGAAGAAGGGGAUCUACCAGGAGUACGAGGAGAUCCGCAAGGAGCCACCAGCCGGCACCUUCGACUACUCCAGGAAGCUGGCCAAUCAGAUUAAGAAUAGGUACAGCGAUGUGCUCUGCCUGGACCAAUCACGAGUGCGACUCAGUGAGCUGUGUGAUGACGAGGAUGAGACGACAGACUACAUCAACGCUAGCUUCAUGGACGGGUACAAGAGAAGCAAUGCCUACAUUGCCACUCAGGGUCCCUUGCCCAAGACUUUCGAGGACUUCUGGCGACUGGUCUGGGAGCAAAUGGUACUGCUCAUAGUCAUGACCACCAGGGUGGUGGAGCGAGGGCGGGUCAAGUGCGGACAGUACUGGCCCCUGGAGGAGAACCAGACGGAGCAACACGGGUACUUCCUGGUCAGGAACCUGCACAUCCAGGCUUUCCAGGACUUCAAACUCUCCCACCUGGAGCUGUACAACACGCAGACCGGUGAGAAGCGGGAGAUCUCUCACUACCUCUACGUCAGCUGGCCUGACUUCGGAGUGCCCAAGUGUGCGUCGGCCAUGUUGGAUUUCCGUGAGCAUGUGCAGCAGAGGCAGGAGGCGGCCGUCCAGAGCCUGGGCCCCAGCUGGACAGGACCCCCCGGGGGGCCGCCCGUGGUGGUCCACUGCAGCGCUGGUAUUGGCCGCACAGGUACGUUCUGCACCCUGGACAUCUGCCUGGCGCGCCUGGAAGACAUCGGCUCGGUGGACGUGCGGCAGACGGUGCGGCGCAUGCGCACGCAGCGGGCCUUCAGCAUCCAGACCUGGGACCAGUACUACUUCUGCUACACGGCCGUCAUCGAGUACGCCCAGCGCCACGGCAGGCUGAGCCCCGUGCAGUGGUCCGACUCGGAGCUGGAGACGGACAGCGAGUGACGGUCGCACGGAGGGGGGCGGGCCCGAGGGCGGAGGAGGCCGGCGACACCACAGGAGGGGUCCGAGAACACAGACGGCAGCUGGGGGAGAAGAAGAGUCCGGAGGUCCGGCGGCCACCCCUGAGGACAGAACUCUGUUGUAUACCUUAGCAAAAUACGAUCAUCUGAAGAGAGAGCUGUUGUGCAGAGGUGCCACGUUCUGCAGGCCCUGGAAGGGCUUGUCCAUGCCGAGGGUUCGAAUGGCAUGACCACGAAUAAGCAACGUAUCCUGCCUAUUUCCAAACCCCUGCACCGCCACCACCACCAACACCACCACCACCUGCCCUCUUUCUUAUGUUUUAUUUGGUAAGCUCUAAAUGGGAUCUGGCCUGCCCUAAAACCUUGCUUGUUGACAAGUGUCAUAAGAGUUGUAGCAUUUUUUUUAUACUGACUUGCACAGGGGGGGUGCAAACUUGAACUCCGCCCCUCCGAGAACAGCCCUCAUUCUUUUGUUUUGUAUUCCCUCCCUCUGAAAGUGCUCUGUGAUUAUUUUUUUUUGCCUGAGGAGUACACGCCCCAUGUGACAGGGUGGGAGGAGCCUAGCGGCUUGGUGGUGAAGGAAGUGGUACUACUCGAGAGGAGUGUCCUCAUGUGGGGUCCGUGUUGUCCGCCAGCCUCGCGGACCCCGCAUUUUCUGUUAUAUUCUGCCAUGAUUUCCUCCGUUCGUACUGCACCUUCUCUGCGUGAACGAUUUUUUGUUGGUAUGGCGUGUUUGGGUGACAGUAGCUCAGGAGGUAGAGUGGGUUGACUGGUAACCGGUAGGUUGCUGGUUCAAUGCCAGGCAUUGAACCAGCAACCUUCGAGGUGUCCCUGAGCAAGACGCCUAACCCUGACUGAUCCUGAAGAGCUGGCUGUCGCCAUGCGUGGUUGAUUCGCCGUCGGUCUGUGAAUGUGUGAAUGAAUGGUCGUUUUGGAUAAAAGCGUCAGCGAAAUCCCUAAAAUGUAAAUGUAUGUUAACUAACUUUUUCAAAAGCCAAAGUCCUCACCCUGAAUGCUUGGAUGUAUUCCUUACUAAGAUUAUAAACUGAAAUCUGUGUAUAUUCUUGUAACAUACAUUUAUAUAUUAUUGUGCAUAAUGACAACCUUUCAACUAAGAAAAAAAAAAUGCCUUGUUUUAAUAUAAUUGACUGAAGAAGCUGUCUCGAGAGAAGACCGCUAUGUCGGAGGCCGGACAAAAAGGAAAAGUUUGUAACGCUUACUUCGAUUUCCUCACAUUGUUCAAUAAGUGUGAUUGGUCAGGUCUAACAUCGUCUUAGCUGUGGCAACAUUCUUAUUGGGCGAUUUCCAAAAUUGGCCUUAACCUCUCUUGACUCACUGCCUCGUUGCUCUUAGAUCUUAACCUCUACAAAAACCGUGUUUUUCGUCCUUUAUUCCUCCCUUUCCUUCCGUUGACUCCCUUGACACCACAACUGUUGAAUCGUUUGAUUAUCGAGGCCGGCGCUGCCUCAGAUGUUUGUGCCUUCGAGUUUUCCAUAAUGUCCAUACACCGCGGCCCAGAUCAUACGGUUCGACCUAAACUAGCGCACUCGUACCCACCCCCGGGCCGUGUCCCCCCCCACAGGGCCCCCGGUCGGUCCACAGGCCCCUAGUGCACUGCCUCAGGGAGGAGGCUGGGCGCGCUCUGCAGGGUGUAGGAGGAUCAGGACGGGGCUUUCUGUCAGUCGACCUCAGGGCGUAAGGCUACUAGUGUUUUUGCCUAGUGUCAAACAUAUUGUUUUCUGUGUUCGCCUCUGGUGAUAUAUCAUAUUAGAAAACCUAUCAGUUUUUAUUUUAUACAAUAUACUGUAUUGUGUAACCUAUUAUAUUUAUGUAUUUGUACAACGUCAACAGUAUUGAAAUCCUGAAUGUUGGUACGAAAAAGAGUAAACUGUUCUUUCAUUUGAUAAGCUACACAAAUCAGAUGGGGGCGGGGGGGGGGGGGGCAAAGAAAAUUAUAUUUUUUUGUCGUUUACAAGUAUGGUGAAUAAUGUUACUGGCCCUUGUAUUUUCACAACUGAUUUGUAUACCAUAACGAUUGUUGGAAUCCAGGACAAUGGGGAGAAAGGUAAUGAGUGUUUCCUGAGGGAGUGCAUAACACCAAACGCCCCACACACAACCAGAACGCAACUCCUCUCGCCACCCGCAGACAGAUGCCAAGGACUAAGUGGAUACAGCCAUCUAACGGAGAGGAAAACUGGACUCGGCGCUGCCAUCUUGGUUCACUAAACCCAGUUCUGUUCUUGAGAAUUAACAAAAACACACACAGGGUUAGGGCUGCAACAAAACAAAGAAAAAGAAACAAGAGCCUUGAAUGUGUUUCAGAGUCAAUCAGGACAUGCAGACGAUGGUAACGUGGACCACCUCGGCACACAAACACACACGCAAUGCCAAAGGCCAAGCCUCACCCUGAGCACUCUUUCUCAGCCCCUUCACAUGCUUCCUGGACGGCUUACAAGCACGGUCCUACGAGAUGGAAUGGGGAGCGUGGUGCCCCAGAAGAAUGCGUGGUCAGCACGGACUGGCGGGUUGUUAGUCUGUCUCCCCGUUACCUUUUGGAGAUGUUUUACAAAACAAACAAAAACAUGCUCCAUGCGUUUGCUGAUGGGUGUUCUGUUUUAAUGAGUCUGUGUUUUUUCAGUUCUUGUGAUUGAAUAAUGGCCUUUUACAUGCUGUUGACUUGGCUGUCCCAUUAAAGCAAUGGUAUUACCAUCUUGAAUGAAUAUGGGCUGUGUCGGUCUCUGCUUUAGUUACCGUCCCGGGUCAGUUUACCAUGCUAACGGUGUGUUGGCAAAGGAAAAACCAAAGCAUACCUUGGGGAACUACCGCACAUUUUAAGGGUCUGGUGGUGGUACUUGGUGACCGGAUUUUGACGGUACACUGGGUUUUAAGAAACUACUUGAAUGUAGUUUCCACAUGAAUGGAAUGAUUUAUUCAAGUUUUGAAGGCAAACCAAAGCUUUACACAGCAGGAUAGGAGUAACAACAUGUGCUGCCAAUCUAAACAAAUAUAUCACGUCAGCCGCAUCCAACAGUGUUUUCUGGGGAGUGAAAUGUGUUGAUAAC
Gadus chalcogrammus (walleye pollock) is the source of this 5396-nucleotide messenger RNA. RefSeq names its product protein tyrosine phosphatase non-receptor type 9b (gene ptpn9b). The record is from RefSeq and is a predicted model, not a curated record. The transcript is spliced from 13 exons. Lineage: Eukaryota; Metazoa; Chordata; Actinopteri; Gadiformes; Gadidae. Gene Ontology annotation, molecular function: protein tyrosine phosphatase activity. Gene Ontology annotation, biological process: protein dephosphorylation. Bases 50 to 2317 code for a protein of 755 amino acids.